UUUACAUUAUAGGACGGAGUGAUCCAUUGACCGUGUCCACACUUUUCUAUGCGGGACUUUUGAACCAGAAGUCUUCUUAGCAAACGCACUUUAGAAUUGAGAACCGCAUGCAUAGUACUGAACGCCUAGCAAACAAAUCGCUGCUCAGCUCAUACCACAAACAGCAAACAAUCUGAGGAAUAACACGAAUUUAAGGAGGGACAACAAUGUUUAUGGUUGAAUCAGUUGUGUCCUUUACAAUUGAAAGGAUUGCUGACCUCCUAAUUGAAGAGGCCAGUUUGUCGAGUGGGGUAAGUGACCAAAUCAAGAAAUUAGAAAUUGAACUAAAGAGGAUGCAAUGUUUCUUAAGGGAUGCUGAGAGAAAGCAGGAUGAAGGUGGUGAGACUAUAAAGAAUUGGAUAUCAGAGAUCAGAAAAUUAGCUUAUGAUGCUGAGGAUGUGAUUGAAACUUAUGCCAUCAAAGUUUCAUUUUCAGGAGCAAUGACUCCUUUCUACAAACUAAGGCAUGAUCACAAAGUUGGAAACAAGAUUAUAUCUAUUAAUUCUCAAAUAGCAGACCUUACAAGAAGUUUACAAGCAUAUGGUUUGACUGCAACAACAAGAGACAAUGAAGAAUCACACUUUGUGAUUGAGACACGGAGGCAAUUGAGAUGGUCUUAUUCUCAUGUGGUUGAAGAGGUCACUGUAGGGUUGGAUAAGGACAUAAAGAAAGUUGUGAAAUGGCUAUUAAAUCAAGAUCAACAUUGUCAAAUGGUUUAUGUUUGUGGAAUGGGCGGUCUAGGUAAAACAACACUUGCUAAAAAUGUUUAUCAUUAUAGUUCCAUUAGGCGACACUUUGAGGGUUUUGCUUGGGCUUAUAUAUCUCAAAAAUGCAAUAGAAGAGAGGUUUGGGAGGGAAUCUUACUUCAACUUACCGCUUCUUCUUCCAAAGAAGAGAGAGAUGAGAUUAGGAACAUGAGAGAUGAAGAAUUGGCAAAAAAGUUGUACAAAGUUCAACAAGAGAAAAUGUGUUUGAUCGUCUUGGAUGACAUAUGGAGCAACGAGACUUGGGAUAUUUUAAGUCCAGCCUUUCCAUCAAAAAAUGCAAAGAGUAAAAUGGUUUUUACAUCACGCAAUAAAGGUGUCUCAUCACAUGUAGAUUCCAAAGGCUUGGUUCAUGAACCGGGGUUCUUAAAUGCAGAAGAUAGUUGGUCGUUGUUUCAGAAGAAAGCUUUUUCAACUAGCGAUGAUCCGGAAUUCAAAAUUUGCAAUGAGUUUGAAAGAUUAGGCAGAGAUAUGGUUGCAAAGUGUGCUGGUUUGCCUUUGGCUAUCAUUGUACUUGGAGGACUUUUGGCUACAAAGGAAACAAUCAAUGAAUGGGAAAUGAUACAUAAACAUAUAACCUCUUACCUAAUAAAAGGAGAUGUACCUGAAAGACAGUCAAGAUUAGCUGAGGUGUUGGAUUUAAGUUACCACAACAUGCCUUAUCAACUGAAACCAUGUUUUCUUUAUUUAAGUCAAUUUCCAGAAGACUUUGAGAUACCAAAAAAUAAAUUAAUUCAGUUGUGGAUGGCAGAAGGUUUUGUUUCAUCUCAAUAUGAGAUUGAAAGGGAUGAAAGAUUGGAGGAUGUCGCUGAGCGUUACCUAGGUAGCUUAAUUAGCCGUUGCAUGGUUCAAGUUGGUCAGAUGGGGUCUACUGGAAAGAUUAAAACUUGUCGGCUGCAUGAUUUAAUGCGUGAUAUGUGUUUGUCAAAGGCUAGAAAAGAACAUUUUCUUAGUGUUAUUACCAGAUCACAAAAAGAUAGUAAUAGCAUUAAUGAUGUAUCAUCAUCAUCAUCUAAUCUAUCAUUAGAUUCAAGAAAAACCGGUGGAGUUCGUAGGAUUGCUCUUUUCUUGGAUAAACAUGUUGAUAAAUUGGUUCCACCCAAUGAGCAAGUGAGUCAACAUCUUAGAUCUCUUGUAUAUUUCAAUGAUAAGAAAUGUAGAGUUGAAAGUUGGAAGCUACUUAAAACUGUUUUUGAGAACUUCAAAUUACUUAGAGUUCUUGAUCUUGAAGGAGUUAAGGGGUCAAAGGGACAAUUAUUGCCUAAAGAAGUUGGAAAUCUGUUUUGGUUGAAGUUUUUGAGUUUGAAAAGGACUUGUAUACAAAUUCUUCCAUCUUCAUUAGGCAAAUUGGAAAAUCUACAGAGCCUAAAUUUGCAAACUAUCAAUAAAGUAAGCUGGGAUUCAACAGUUGAAAUUCCAAACAUAAUAUGGAAGUUGAAACGGUUGAGACAUUUAUAUCUUCCCAAUUGGUGUGGAAAUGUUCCUGGCAUCCUGCAACUUGAAAAUCUAAUCAACUUACAGACACUUGUAAAUUUUCCAGCCAGUAAAUGCGACGUGAGUGAUUUGUUAAAACUGAAAAAGCUCAGAAAAUUGGUAUUGAAUGAUCCAAGGUGUUUCCAAAACUUUUCCGAAAGUUUCACUCUUUGUAAUCAAAAGUUGGAAUGCUUGGAAUCAUUGUCCUUAAAAACUGAUUUGCUUUCAUUCCCUGAUCAAGUAGUGGAUGUUGAAAAACUAGUUCUAGGUUGUCCUUCACUUCACAAACUGCAUGUAGAAGGGAGAAUGGAAAGGCUUCCAGAAGCUCAACUAUUUCCGCCACAGCUUUCAAAGUUAACUUUGUGGGGUUGUAAACUUGUUGAAGAUCCAAUGGUAACAUUAGAGAAGCUUCCUAAUUUGAAGUACCUAAGUGGUUGGGAAAUGUAUGUUGGGAAGAAAAUGGUAUGCUCGGUAAAUGGUUUUCCUAAACUGGAAGUUCUAGCUAUCCGUGGCUUUUCUAAUUUAGAAGAGUGGGUAGUCGAGAAUGAAGCCAUGCCUCAUCUUUGUAGAUUGAGUAUAUCUGAUUGCAACAAGUUAAAGAGUGUUCCUGAUGGACUAACAAUUGUUGCUGGUCUAAGGGAGUUGGAAAUCAGAUGGAUGCCUAAAUCAUUCAAGAUUAGACUUGGAAUUGAUGGAGAGGAUUAUCACAAAGUUCAACAUGUUCCAUCCAUUGUAUUUUUCAACUAGGCAUACAAUUGAAAUUAUCAAAUAUCAGGUACAAUAUAGUCUAGCAGCAGGUGUCAUCAUCCUUUCAAUGUGCUUCUGAAGAUUGAAUUUCAAACUGUGAACUUUUUUUACGAAUACCUCUAUAUUCCUGUUGUGUUUUUUUUGCAUAGACCUUUUGUUUAAUUUAUUGAAGGAUUUGUAAUUUUAUUGGCAUUGUACUAUUUGGAGAUUUUAAAUAGGUUUCUCAACCAAAAAAAUGUAAUUGGAUCCCUAAACUUGUCAGUAGUUUUUAA
This is a messenger RNA of Medicago truncatula (barrel medic), 3295 nucleotides long. RefSeq names its product putative disease resistance protein At1g50180. Bases 207 to 3023 code for a protein of 938 amino acids. The transcript is spliced from 4 exons. The record is from RefSeq and is a predicted model, not a curated record. Gene Ontology annotation, molecular function: ADP binding. Gene Ontology annotation, biological process: defense response to other organism. NCBI's taxonomy places the organism in Eukaryota, Viridiplantae, Streptophyta, Magnoliopsida, Fabales, Fabaceae.